Molecule: messenger RNA, 1156 nt
Organism: Thrips palmi
Lineage: Eukaryota; Metazoa; Arthropoda; Insecta; Thysanoptera; Thripidae
Product: larval/pupal cuticle protein H1C-like
Exons: 4
Coding region: 57-1001 (314 amino acids)
Source: RefSeq, a predicted model, not a curated record
GAUCAACUCACUUCCACCACACAACUCAGAGCCACCGCUCAAACCAACCAACAACAAUGGCAUUCAAGCUCGUCGUCCUCGCCGCCGCCUUGGCUGUUGCCAACGCUGGUCUGAUCGGCGCCCCCGUGUCCUACGGCUACGCCGCCGCCCCCGCCGUGUCCUACGGCUACGCCGCUGCCCCCGUGGCCGUCGGCACCCCCACCCUCACCUCCCAGUCCUCCAACACCCUGAGGACCUUCGGCAACCAGGGCCAGAUCUCCCACGAGAGCAAGACCAUCCAGACCCCCUUCUCCAGCGUGUCCCGCUCUGACGUGCGCGUCAGCAACGACGCCCAGAUCCUGGCCCACACCCCCGUCGCCGCCUACGCCGCCCCCGCUGCCUACGCCGCCCCCGUCGCCCACGCCUACGCCGCCCCCGCUGCCUACGCCGCCCCCUCCCAUCACUUGAUCCGCACCGAUCAACGAGUCAAAAUGGCAUUCAAGCUCGUCGUCCUCGCCGCCGCCUUGGCUGUUGCCAACGCUGGUCUGAUCGGCGCCCCCGUGUCGUCCGUGUCCUACGGCUACGCCGCCGCCCCCGUCGGCUAUGCCAGCCCCGCCAUCGGCACCACCCACGAGAGCACCGUGCGCUCCCUGGACGGCAACGCGGCCGUGACCACCUACUCCAAGGCGGUCGACACCGCCUUCUCCAGCGUGCGCAAGUACGACAGCCGUGCCAGCAACGACGCCCAGAUCCUGGCCCACUCCCCCGUCGCCGCCUACGCCGCCCCCGCUGCGUACGCCGCCCCCGUCGCCCACGCCUACGCCGCCCCCGCUGCGUACGCCGCCCCCGUCGCCCACGCCUACGCCGCCCCCGCUGCCUACGCCGCCCCCGUCGCCCACGCCUACGCCGCCCCCGUCGCCAAGGCCGUCGCCCCCGCUGGUCUCCUCGGCGUCGCCUACUCCGCUGCCCCCGUGGUCUCCCACAUGACCUACUCCAGCGGCCCCAUCGCCUACGCCUACUAGGUCAAGCUCCCUCUAGUCACCGUCAGUACUUCUAAGCUCUCCUCCUCCGACUGCCAAGUCCAGACUGAGGCUGCUCAGCGGCCCUUGCGUGUACAUAACUUCACCUGAUUCGACUAUUUAUUUGCAAUAAAAAAAUGUGAUAUGAUCAAAUUGAA